CUUCCCUGCUUUCCAGAGUUGUAAAAGACAGGAGGUUGUCCUAAAGGUAAACAGGUUGAAAGCUGAUCGCGAGGAGAGACUCAUCGUCGUCCUUUUGUUCUUGUUUUUCUUAACCUUUUUUUUUUUUUAAAGAGAAAUCCAAAUCAAUCAUGUCAGUCAAUGUGGAUAUGAUAAAGAAAAUGCUUCCUAGGACAUAUAUGCGAAAAUAUGUGGCCCAUCAAAUUAACGUCGCCAUAACUUACUUCAAAGACCUCGUGCCUGCGAUGGAAGAGUACGUAUACACAGAUGGAACCACAAAGAACUUGAUGAGCCUUAAAGGAACCAUCCCGGUGGUGGUUUCAGACAAGACCUACAACAUCCCUGUAUGUGUUUGGAUUGAGCCAAGCUACCCUAAGGCUGCACCCAUGUGUUAUGUAAGGCCCACACGUGAAAUGAUGAUCGUCAAAGGAAAGUAUAUCUCCAGCGACGGCAAAGUCGAAAUGCCUUACCUGAAAGACUGGAAGAAGGGUGAAUGUGACCUAUUUAGCCUACUGCAGGUGAUGGUUGCUGUGUUCGGAGAGCUUCCUCCAUUAGCAAUGCGCUCUUCUCCGGAGCUUGAACAAGCCUCGUGUUGGCUGCAGUUCCACCGACAAGCAGAUGGGAGAUAUUGUGUUUCUUUACCCAGAGGAGACGGCCAACCUUUCCAACAUGAGAACGAAACAAGUUGUUAGUCUUUUUUGUACAUAUUUGAGUGUUUUGUGUAAGAACUUUGUGUUUUUGCUAUGUUUUGUCUGCGUAAGGAUAGAUUAUAAAUGCAAAUACCAGUCAUUAACCAAACUUUAGGAUUGUCUCUAAGUCUUGUGGAAAUGUCAUGUUUUGCAGCGUUUCAGUUUCUUCUAUCUUUUAUUUGUUCACUACCUUGAAUUGCUUUACAACUAGUCUAAAAAAAAACUUUAUUUGCACUGAGUGAUCCCUUGGGUGAUAUUUCAUGGACCUUUGGACGGAAAAGUCACGCACAACCAAGUACAGCUAAACAGGACAUUUCAUAGCAAGUAAAUGUGUAUCAGUUACAAAGCUUUUGAGGAACUAUAAUUGCACAAGCUAAGCAGACACAAAUCUUUGGAUGAAGCUUCUGACACUAUUACGUUGUUUUUUUCUUUAUCCUUAAUAUUGGAGUUACUUGUAAUUUGAAAUGCUUGGAAUUUUCAACCAUGACUUUUCAAAACUGUUUUGUACAUGUAAAAAAAAGAGCCUUUUAUAAAGAAAUCUUAUUUGUC
This is a messenger RNA of Fundulus heteroclitus (mummichog), 1256 nucleotides long. RefSeq names its product UEV domain-containing protein. Gene Ontology annotation, molecular function: ubiquitin binding. NCBI's taxonomy places the organism in Eukaryota, Metazoa, Chordata, Actinopteri, Cyprinodontiformes, Fundulidae. The transcript has 6 exons. Bases 150 to 710 code for a protein of 186 amino acids. Gene Ontology annotation, biological process: endosome to lysosome transport; protein transport; protein modification process. The record is from RefSeq and is a predicted model, not a curated record. Gene Ontology annotation, cellular component: ESCRT I complex.